AUGUGGUUAAGUGUAAUUUUUGUAAUCCUAGUGCUUUUGUUGCUUGUUUUACUAACAAUAUUUCACUACACGAGCGAUGGAAGAAAAUACUGGCUCCACAGAAAAGUUCCUUACAGAGAGCCGUGCCCGAUUUUUGGUAACUUUGGUGCAACACUGACAAUGAGGCGAAGUUAUACAAAUAUGCUUCAGUUCUUUUAUGAUUCGUUUCGGGAUGAGAAAUAUGUAGGUAUUUUUCAAGCGAGGAGACCAACUUUGUUGGUAAUCGAUUUGGACAUCGUUAAGAAUAUAUUCAUAAAAGACUUUGCUUGCUUUAGCGAUCGAAUAUCAGUGUCAACUGACACACGCAGGGAGCCUUUACUCCGAAACCUGGCAAAUAUGAGUGGAGCUGAGUGGAAAGCCAUGAGACACAUAGUAACACGGACUUUUUCUUCAGCUAAAAUGAAAGCAAUGUUUUGUCUCAUUGCAGACUGUGCAAAUGCCCUGAAAAUAGCCCUUUAUCAGGAAUCACUAGAAGAGGUCGAUGUCCCGAAAUUAAUGUCUCGAUUUACUACAGAUGUUAUUGGUAGUUGUGCUUUUGGUGUAGAUCCUGGGUCUUUAAAAAACCCUGAUUCACCUUUUUUGGCAAUGUCGCAGAAAAUGUUUAAAACUGAUCGGACAACGGUAUUAAAACGAUACUGUCGGACUUUUUUCCCGAGGCUUUUUAAAUUUUUGAAUCUCCGAACUUAUUCUUGGGAAGUGGAAACAUUUUUUACCAAUAUAAUCAAUCAAGUUAUCGAAGAGAGACGAACUAAAACAGUACAAAGAAACGACUUCAUUCAACUAAUGUUGAAUGUGCAGAAAAGUGAGACCGACUUUCCUAUGACUGACGAAUUAAUAACUUCUAAUUCUUUUAUAUUUAUGCUAGCUGGCUUGGAGACGUCAGCGACUACAUUAUCUUUUUGCUUGUACGAGUUGGCCAAAGACCCAGAUUUACAAACUAAAGUAAGGCAGGAAGUAUUGGAUUGUAUGGAACGGCACGGUGGAUUAAACUACGACGCAGUGUGUGCAAUGCGUUUGGUGGUUCAAACAACUUUGGAGACAUUACGGCUCCACCCCCCCACUCCCCUUACAACCCGUCUAUGCACUUUGCCUUGCACUUUAUCAACCACUGAUCUAAAAGUGAAAGUAAAAGAUGCAGUACUAAUACCAUUGCAUUGUAUACAAAAAGAUCCGAAGUACUUUGCAAAUCCCGAUAAAUUCGAUCCAGAUCGUUUUAAAGACGAGUCUAAUCCACCAGGAUUUUUGGCUUUCGGAGAAGGACCGAGGAGUUGUCCAGGUGCACGUUUCGCGCAGUUGACUGUGGCAGCGGGUCUAGCUACUGUGCUCAGUGGAUAUUUAGUAGAGCCGUGUUCUAAAUCCACGCCACGCAUUCAGUAUGAUCCACGAAGUGUUAUGCUUAAAAACAAAGGUGGGAUUUGGUUAAAAUUUAAAGCAUUGUAA
Molecule: messenger RNA, 1479 nt
Organism: Parnassius apollo (apollo)
Lineage: Eukaryota; Metazoa; Arthropoda; Insecta; Lepidoptera; Papilionidae
Source: the annotation of a GenBank genome assembly